GAGGGGGCAUUCUGGAAGCGGCGGGGGGCGGAAUGGAUACUCUCCCCAACGAAGUUUUGUGUUGAAGCAUGUCUGCAACAGGUCAACAUCAGCAGCUACCGGGCAGGAGAAAGCCAACAUCUCUCCGACUUCAGUGAAGAGCAGCUGCAGACCACAAGACAGUCAUGUCUAUCCUCCAAGACGACAGCACCGAGCUGUGCCUUCAGCUGUCCACCAAAUCAGCUCAGCCGCAGAAGAUCUAUGAACUGAAGAGCGAAGACAUCCCGCUCUACGAACCAUCAGAGCCCGAGAAGAAAGUCCGUAAGCUCUACGCCUGCAGUCUCUGCCCGGUCAGCUCGAACGACUCUGACCAGCUUCACAAACACGUUGUUGAGGAACAUGGCGGCGCAUGCUAUCCCGAGCAGCGCUACACGUGCGGGAUCUGCGAGCAGAGGUUUGUGUACAUGAGCCCCCUGAGAAUCCACAUGCGGAGCCACACCAACGAACGACCCUUCAAGUGCCCUCAGUGUGUCUAUGCUGGUAAAACCCAGUCAGCCCUGUCCAAUCACAUGAGGCUGCACACUGGAGAGAAACCCUGGAGCUGUGAGCACUGCGGACGGGACUUCACCCGACUAGACAGCAUGAAGCGCCACAUCAGCGCACACCACACCGGACACAGGCCGUUCAAGUGCAACUUCUGUUCAUAUGCAAGUGUGACGCGGAGCUCUCUGAAACUACACAUCGCUGCCAAACACAAGAAGGAGAAACCCUACAAGUGUCCCCAGUGUGACUUCUCCACGUGCUACAAGACGGACCUGUCUGUGCACUUGCGAUCCCACACUGGUGUCAAACCCUACAUGUGUCCCCACUGUAACUACGCUAGCUCCAACAGUAGUGACCUGGUCAAGCACGUGCGCAGACACACCGGGGAUAGACUCUACAAGUGCAGACAUUGUGACUACACCUCGACAGAGAAACAGACAGUUGAGGUCCAUGAGAGAGGCAGUCACUCCGACGUUCGACCCUUCCAGUGUCCACACUGCUCCUACCGCACUGCGUACCAGAGCCACCUGCCUCGCCAUAUCCAACGUAUCCAUGUCAAUGGCAGCAAGGCACGUUCUCGCAAGUUUACCAAAUUGCACAGCCAAGAAACCAUACUGGCCUUACAGAAGCUGAAAAGACUGAACUCAACAGAUGUAGAUUCAACAUGUAGUACCAGUUCUUCAAUAGAUACAGACACUGAGGACCAAAACACUCCCAUCCCUCCCGAGAACAUCGCAACCACAACUGAGGAAAAAAGCAUGGACCAGCACCCUGACUUGUGGCUGCCAGCCAUUCCCUGCACUGAGAAGAUUCAGCCUGUAGCAUCUCCAGUGAAGAAAGAAAGGGAGCAUCCAUUCUUCAACAUCACCUGGAUGAGAGAACAUUGGAAUGAUGGGGAUGGUACAGAUACUGCUGUGGAGGGGGGAGCUGCGGAGAGGAACUGUUGGGAUGAUUUGAAUCGGAUUGGGGAGGAAGUGACGUCGGUAAAGGAUACUGGAGAAGGGAGCACCGGUGUUAAGAAUGAAGAACCAAUAGUGAAAAAUACUGACGGUGACUAUGUCUGUGUGUACUGUGAACGCACCUUCACAGAUAAAAACAUGUGGUCACAGCAUAUCAGUCGCCAUAAGUGAUGUCAAUUGCAGUAUGAUGCCAAUAUCAAUACUGAGAAUGUGAGAUACAAGAAUUCUGUUCUAAAAAUUUCUGUAUCGGUAUGGAACAAAAGUCUUCUCCUUUUUCUUAUAAUUCGCUGUACAAGUAGUAAACCAUUCUCAGGGCAGAUAGUGCUAGCCAUGUCCCCCUAGUGUACUAUAACACUUGACUCAUGUCAGAUUUGAAGACCAACAUUGUUGAAAAGUGAUUCUAAUGACUGAUACGCAGUGCCAUAAAACGUAAUUUGAUAUACGUCUUUUGAUGAAUCCACCAAAAAUGCCACAAUUUGUAAUAACCUAGUGAAAUAGGAUUGUAUUUUACUUCUGUAGGUUUUCAAUUUGUAUUAAGCACAUGAAUUUUUGCUUCCCCCAUGAAUGUGUUAGGGAGGUCUUCCGAUUUCUCCAGCUAUGUACAUGUCAUGAUUGUAUGUAAUAGUGGGAAUGGUUGAUUUAGGAGGGGAUAGAUAGAUGUAUGAAUGAAUCAAGGAUUGAGUCAGUGAAUGAAUGAAUGAAUGAAUGAGUGAGUGAAUGAAUGAAAUGAAUGAAUGAAUGAAACUCUAAGAAACAGCAAAAUCACAUGUCUUCCACUCCUAUAUACAGGAGAAGUGCCUUGCUGUAUAGUUAGCUUUUUUUUGUCCAUUUAGACUUUUAUUGUUGUGUCAUUGUUGAAGAGACUAUGCUUUAAGGUAAUUUCUAUGUUGACAACCAUAUUUUAAAAUGGUAUGAAUUGUUAUGAUUUAUGAGUGGGAUGUGGCAGAAAGGAUUUCAGCAUUUAUCCCAAAAUGGGAAAAGGCCAUGUUUUCGAGUAACAGGCAUGCUUGACCCGAACAGUAUUGUCCACAAUGAAAUAGGAAGAUAAACACAGAGGGGCAUACAGCAAAGUUUAUAUGGUA
Branchiostoma belcheri (Belcher's lancelet) is the source of this 2563-nucleotide messenger RNA. Its product is annotated as zinc finger protein 267-like. NCBI's taxonomy places the organism in Eukaryota, Metazoa, Chordata, Leptocardii, Amphioxiformes, Branchiostomatidae. Gene Ontology annotation, biological process: regulation of transcription by RNA polymerase II. Gene Ontology annotation, cellular component: nucleus. Gene Ontology annotation, molecular function: DNA-binding transcription factor activity, RNA polymerase II-specific; RNA polymerase II transcription regulatory region sequence-specific DNA binding. Bases 165 to 1652 code for a protein of 495 amino acids. The record is from RefSeq and is a predicted model, not a curated record. The transcript has 7 exons.